GUAUCGAUCGGUGAGUGUUUACAUAGAGAGCUGAAGAGUGUCGUCUACUUGUUCACAGUCGGGCAUAACACACAACCAUGCUUUCUGCGGUGACACGCUCGAGUGCACGCAGUUUUCAAUGCUGUCUGCUGCACGUUUCUCUGAGCCUGGUGCUGCUAAGUGAUGUCGCCAUCACAGCAGCGAGCAAUGAAGAGCCCGGUGUUCGUGAGGCUCGCUCAGUGGGUGGUCGGGUGGUAGUUCAUCCGGUGGACUGUGUUUUAUCAGACUGGAGCGCAUGGUCACGCUGCGACACCUGUCAGAAAAAAAGAUACCGUUACGCUAAACUGGACCAGCCGUCCCAGUUCGGAGGGCAGCCGUGCAGUUUUCAUGGCAGGCAGGAGGAGGCCUGUGAGGUUUCAGCCCGCUACACCUGUGACAAUGUUCCUCUGUGCGAGGGAUUCCUCUGCACCCAGACAGGUCGCUGUAUCCCCAGAACUCUGCAGUGCAGUGGGGAGGACGACUGUGGGGACAUGUCGGAUGAAGUGGGCUGCAAGAGGGUUUCCAAGCCCUGCAGGCAGGAGGUUGACGAGUAUUGGGGAAUCGAAAACCUCGCCAAAGGAAUCAACAUCUUGGACAGUAACCUGGAGGGAGUGGUGCUUGAUAACAGAUACUACGCUGGAAGCUGCUUACCACACUACAUCCAAAAUGUCCCAUUCAGGAAGCCGUACAACUUGCAGCAGUACACUCUACAGACAAAAGCCUCGUAUGAUUUCAGCCUGCAGUCGUUUGAUUCAUACUCCGACUACAUGGACUACACCAUGAAUGAGCGCACAGAAAAAACAAGUGUCUCCUUUGGGUUUGGCUUUCCGGGCUUAUUUGAAUUCAGCUUCCACAAAGAUGACGCCAAAUACACCAAGUCAGUUCAGAAGCUUCGCCGCUAUUCUGGCAAGUCUUACAGCUUUGUGAGGGCCACGGCGGAACUGGAGUUGGCCCAGUACAUGCUGAAGUCGGACGAUUUGAUGCUCCACCCGGAGUUCCUGCAGCGCCUGCGCUCCUUGCCGCAGUCCUAUGUUUAUGGGGAGUACAGACAGAUCUACAAAGACUAUGGCACCCACUACAUCACAGAGGCAUCCCUGGGAGGAGAGUAUGAGCACACCAUUAUCCUGAACAAGGAGAGGCUGGAGAAAUCAGAUUUUUCCUUGUCAGACUACAAGCACUGCACGCAGGCGGGCAUCAAGGCCGGGGCAAACAUAUAUGGCGUUUAUGUGACGUUGGGGUUCCAUGGUGGAUCCUGCGACGGCCUGCUGAAUGAGAUGGGAGAGGACACAGCCAAUGGCAGCAUGGUGGAGGACUUUGUCGCUGUGGUGAAGGGCGGAAGCAGUCAGUCCAUCACCGCGCUGGUGUCCAAAAAGCUUCCCACCCCAGCGCUGAUGAGGCUCUGGGGCGAGGGCGUGCGUUACAACCCCGAUUUCAUCCGCACAAAAACACGGCCACUGUUUGAGCUGGUGACCUCCAGAGACUUCACCGAGCACGCCACCCUGAAAAGAAACCUGAAGAGAGCCCUGUCGGAGUACCUGGCGGAGGCUAGCCCAUGUCGGUGCGCUCUCUGCCACAACAACGGGAUGGCCGUUUUGAGAGGCACCAGGUGUGACUGUGUGUGUCCUAAUGGCUACACUGGACGUGGCUGUGAGAUCACCCAAAGGCGAAAAGAUAUAGGCAUUGACGGCAGCUGGAGCUGCUGGGGCGCGUGGUCGUCCUGCAGUGGGAGCAGAAUGACGAGGAGUCGACAGUGCAACCGUCCAGCGCCCAGCAACGGAGGAGCGGCGUGCAGAGGGCCGCAGGAAGAGUCUACUGAGUGCUUUUAAAGCUGUCACAUGUCAACGGCGACAAAACGAAUUGCAGAAACAUUCUUGAAAGUUAAAGUUUAGUCUGUGGGUUUAUUUGCAUUAUCAUUGCGUAGUUUGCCAACGUUUGAAUAAAAACAGACUCACAUGAAU
This is a messenger RNA of Acanthopagrus latus (yellowfin seabream), 1976 nucleotides long. It is a transcript of the gene c8b, whose product is annotated as complement component 8, beta polypeptide. Bases 78 to 1844 code for a protein of 588 amino acids. The record is from RefSeq and is a predicted model, not a curated record. Gene Ontology annotation, biological process: immune response. Gene Ontology annotation, molecular function: protein binding. Gene Ontology annotation, cellular component: membrane attack complex. The transcript is spliced from 12 exons. NCBI's taxonomy places the organism in Eukaryota, Metazoa, Chordata, Actinopteri, Spariformes, Sparidae.